UCUGGCCUUUGGAUCGACGACGCGAGGUCGGGGCGAUCUACAACGAUGCCGCCAAAGAGGAAGACGACGACAGAGAACGAGGAAGAAUCAGACGAGCUGCUGCGCAAGCAGGCACGCACGGGCGACAGAGAUGCAAGGCAGGCGAGCACCUCGAGCUUCGGCGACGGGGCCACAUCAUCCCAGACAUCGCCCGAUUUGAGCACGUCGUCUCCAAGUGGCGCAACCAGAAAGCCGCGCAGGCAGGCAUCGACCCGGGAACCGGUCCAGAGCUUCGCAUACGGAGCCCAGGAAGAUCCCAACCAGAAGAGAAAGUCGAUUGGCAACACCUCCGCAAAUGGCGGGCUGAGGGGCAGCAGCAGCAGCAACAACAACAUUGUUGAUACCGCUUCGAACAAGUCAGCGGCGCAAACGCAAACGCAGGAUGCGAAGACGAGGUACACCAAUCUGAGGGAGAGGCAACGACAGAGAAGCAGAACACCGACGACGAACCACUUGCCGUUAUCCACCAGCGCCGAGAGUCCACGGCGUUCAAAGAGACUGAGCGAGACUGGGAGCCAGGACGGCGUGGGGCUAAAUGCGUCCGAUGCUGCCUUGGCGCUGCGCCAAACUAUUGAAACGAUCGAGGAGGACCAGGCUGUCGAGGAACCCAGAUCGGCGGCAGCACCACCCGCAGCGUCGCGGAGUCGAUCCAACUUCAGCCCUGGAGCUGCGCGAAGCCACGCCUCUGGCUCUGGCUCAGGCAAUGGUGGUGUGGGUGUCAAUCGCGGCUCUGGCCUUGGCCAUCUCAGCAGCUUCUAUCUCUCGCGGCCAGAGUCUGUGCUGCCUGACGACAUUGCCAAUCCGCAAGACAACGCACGGAUGCUGGCGCCGUCUUUAUUGAGAGGCGCUCAAAAGCCCAGCCAUGACCCAAUGUCGCCUCCAGAUGGGAUGGACAUGACCAGCUUCCGAUCGAGCGAGAUGGGGGACUCGAGGUCGAAUGAUUACGAAGAGGACAGCGCUAUAGCUCGUCAAUUUGACGAGCAGAUGUCGCCGCCUAUGCCCUCGAGCAGCCGCGGAUGGUUGGGCAGCCUGGUAGGAUCCCGCGAGGAAGGCCGCAAUGGAAGCCGGCAUGGCCCUGGGCAGAGGAGAGGACGCAUAUCGGACGAGAACAAGGCUUACCGUCCUCCAGCACAGGAUGAGGAAAGCGACGACAACGAUUCGGACCUCAGUGCCGAGGGGCGGAAACACGGUCACAGGAGAAAGAAAGAAAACUUGAAAAUGGGUGCGAGGGGAGGCCGAGACGACAAUGAAAUCUGGAAGUCAAAGAAGAGAAAGGGAAGAACUAGCAAGACAAGCCAACAAGACGGAGAGGGGGGCGGGGAGGAGGAAGACGUCGGAGCGGAAGAUGAGACGCUCGACGUACCGACCGAUCCAGAUACGACGACCGAGACUGCCAUUAACAAACGGCCAGCCUCAAAUGCUCGCAAGUCGAGAGCGUCCCCAACAAAGAAGAAGCCUAAAUAUGACGACCACCAACCAGACGACGGGAAGGACGAAGCACAGAGGUCGACGUUGUCGAGAUAUCUGUGGGGCAUCAUCGGGGCUGUUCUCACUGCGUUUAUCGUCGGAGCUCUGGUUCAUCGAGAUUCUGCAUUGUCUGGCUCCAGGACGUUUGAUUUCUCUGGGGCGGCCCCCGGAACUGCGGCGGAGUAUGGGCAAAGGCUGGUUGAUGUUGAGAAGCGCUUGGCGUCAUCCUUCUCCGGUCUGGACAAAAAAAUCGCUGGCAUCAGUAAGACGACUUCUGCCCGAAUCGAGGAGCUUGCAAGCGAAGGUCGUGUGUUUGCAACGUCCUUGCAGAAGCUCGAAAGGACGAUGGAGGCUUCGAAAAGCGGCUUGGAAGCGCGCAUACAGCGGGCAGAACAAGACGUUCAUCGCUCGGAGAAGGAACGGCAGACGCUGCGAGAUGCACUCUCUUCAAUAGAGCAGCAGGUGCACGAUGGGGACACUGCCGGUGAUGCCAAGGUCCUUGAGAAGAGGCUUUCUGCGCUUCAAGAUCGAAUGGACCGGAAUGAGGCGAAAAUUUCGCAGAUGAAAGAGGCGAUGGACAAGACGACAAAGCUUGCCGACAAGGCUCACGAAGGAUUGGCAUCGCUGGAGAAGAUUUUGCCAAGCCAGAUUGCCGUUCGCACCGACAGCAAAACCGGGCAGCCAGUCCUCGAUGCGUCGCUCCUGGUUGCGCUUAAGAAGGUCUUUGCUGAGAAAGGUAGCGAACCAAAGGCACCGAGUGGCGACACUGCAUCGACGGCAACGCCGAGAUGGGAUGCGUUCAUUGCUGAAAACCGGGAGAAUCUCCAGGCGCUGAUGAUUGAGACGCUGGACGAUGGUAUCGACUCGCGAACACAAUCAGGCGUUAUUCUGGAUCGAGAAAAGUUCACACAGCUCCUUGGACGGGAGCUCAAAAGCGCGAAGAGGGCGCUCGAAGAGAAGUUUAACGAGAACUUCAGCACAAUGCAGUCCAACAUCGAGGCAAAUCUGAAGAAUAGCUCUCCGAGGUCUGCUGGAAGAGCUACUGGCAAGCAGACGAUCAAAACGUCGACCAACUCGCCGACGUGGGCGUACGACUACCUCUCCUCCGCAUUGGGCGAGCACGAUGAUAUUACUGCUGCAGACGCUGUCAUUGCUCUUAUUCAAGCUGCUUUGGACAAGUACAGCGCUGAUCGGACGGGCAAGCCCGAUUUUGCCCUCGCAACAGCUGGCGGCCGGAUCAUUCCCUCGCUGACAUCACCCACAUUCGCCGAUGUCAGGGCGCGAGCUCCUUCCUAUAUCUCGACGUGGUUCGGAGCGAGAGGCAACUCGCCAUCGCCGAUCGUACAUCGAGUCCCGCACCUGGCCAUUCACCACGAUACCAGCCAGGGCAUGUGCUGGCCCUUUGCGGGAGAAGAGGGUCAGCUGGGUAUCGGGCUUUCCAGGAAAAUCAUCGUGACGGACGUUACGCUAGAUCACCUCCCGCUCGAGAAUGCUUACGGCGAGGACAGGUCUGCGCCACGGGAUGUGACCGUUUGGGGUCUCGUCGAGAGGAAGGAUGAUUUGUUGAAGCUCAAAGCUUACCGAGCCAACAAGUUUGCAAUGCCCUCGCAGGCGGAACAGGCGCUAGAAGAAGGUGGGAUGGACGAGCCCGCUCCAGCCCCUCCUGCGCCCAACCACCUGCUGCUGGCUAGCUUUACAUACGACCUUUCAAAGGGGGCUAGCGCUGUGCAGACUUUUCCGGCCUCGACUGAGGCACAGCAGAUGCAGAUUCCCAUCCAGAUUGUCAAGGUCCACUUCACCUCCAACCACGGGAACCGCCAGUUCACCUGCGUCUACCGAGUGAGAAUCCACGGCGAAGAGUGGAUCGCCUGAUCUCGCUUUCGCCUUUUUCGAUCGCCUCCCUGUUGUACCAAUUAAAAGCACCAUAGGAACGUCCCUCUCCAUUCUCUGUUGUAUCUAGGGCACGACGUGCGAUUGUUGUACAGUACAAUAACAUCAGUCUUCUCAGG
Acaromyces ingoldii is the source of this 3515-nucleotide messenger RNA. RefSeq lists its product as hypothetical. Gene Ontology annotation, biological process: nuclear envelope organization. The transcript has a single exon. Lineage: Eukaryota; Fungi; Basidiomycota; Exobasidiomycetes; Exobasidiales; Cryptobasidiaceae. Gene Ontology annotation, cellular component: meiotic nuclear membrane microtubule tethering complex; nuclear envelope. Gene Ontology annotation, molecular function: protein-membrane adaptor activity. Bases 46 to 3378 code for a protein of 1110 amino acids. The record is from RefSeq and is a predicted model, not a curated record.